GCCGCCGCCGCCACCCGCCGCCGCCAUGUCCUCCGACUUCGAGGGCUACGAGCAGGACUUCGCCGUGCUCACGGCCGAGAUCACGGGCCGCAUCGGGAAGGUGCCCAAGCUGCUGGGGGAUGAGAAGAAGCAGCUGAUUGCAAAUGUGGAGAAACAGCUGGAAGAAGCAAGAGAGCUGCUCGAACAGAUGGAGCUUGAAGUCCGAGAGAUCCCGCCUCAAAGCCGAGGAAUGUAUAGCAGCAGAAUGAGGAGCUACAAGCAAGAAAUGGGAAAACUUGAAGCAGAUUUUAAAAGGUCACGGAUCGCCUACAGUGACGAGGUGCGGAAUGAGCUCCUAGGGGAUGAUGGGAAUUCCUCAGAGAACCAGUUGAUAAAAUUACGUGAAGAGAGGGCACAUCUGCUCGAUAACACAGAGAGGCUGGAAAGGUCAUCUCGGAGACUAGAGGCUGGAUACCAAAUAGCAGUGGAAACCGCGCACUUCAUCAAAACACUGCACAAAAGUAGUAUAUUUUAGCUGCCAAAAGAACAUUUCUACCUAAACAUAAAAAGGAUGAAAGAGUGACUUCUGAAAACGCAGAGACUAAAAUGAUUACCAGAAAGAUCGUAAUUAAUGUGCAGUAGAUUUUUUUCUGUUUGCAAAAGUAUGACAGGUUUCCAGACAAGAAAUUGCUCUGCAGCAGGUUUGAAUAUAACAAGAUGACUAUAAAAAGUUCUAAAUGACAAAGUAUUGGUGGAGAGGUGUUAUUUUGUAUCAUAGCUGUUUUUGUAUAUAAACAUUGAAAUGUCAGGUUUUACAUAGCUUGAAAUGUCUAAAAAAAUGCCUAUUGCUGAAUUUCAAAUGUCAUAACAAUACUUCUGCAUAUAUAUCACUUUGAUAUUUAAACUUAAAAACCUCAUAAAUGAUUUAAUAUCACUUUGGCCUUGUUAUGAUCUAACUGCCAAAAGAGGCAAAGAGGCUGAUUUUUAUCUGGUCCACAGAGUUGUGUUUUCCUUCACACACGACAAAGCUCAAGUCUGUUAGACUUUUACAGUCAUUAAUUUUGUCUGAUAUGUGUGCAGUGGUCUUGGAGAAUGGAUUGCCACAUUUAAGAACCUUCCCCCCCCCAUUAAAUGACAAUGUAAUGUAGUAUUGAAUAGUGAGCAUAAGACUGUAGUGUAAUUUUUAC
Alligator sinensis (Chinese alligator) is the source of this 1166-nucleotide messenger RNA. RefSeq names its product vesicle transport through interaction with t-SNAREs 1A (gene VTI1A). The record is from RefSeq and is a predicted model, not a curated record. The transcript has 7 exons. Bases 26 to 514 code for a protein of 162 amino acids. Gene Ontology annotation, molecular function: SNARE binding; SNAP receptor activity. Gene Ontology annotation, cellular component: late endosome membrane; Golgi apparatus; SNARE complex. Lineage: Eukaryota; Metazoa; Chordata; Crocodylia; Alligatoridae. Gene Ontology annotation, biological process: intra-Golgi vesicle-mediated transport; vesicle fusion with Golgi apparatus; retrograde transport, endosome to Golgi.